Balearica regulorum gibbericeps (East African grey crowned-crane) is the source of this 2961-nucleotide messenger RNA. Lineage: Eukaryota; Metazoa; Chordata; Aves; Gruiformes; Gruidae. The record is from RefSeq and is a predicted model, not a curated record.
AGCUCCUCAGACAAGGAUGUCAUCCUGAAUAUUCUUAGUGUCCUCACUGACCUGCUCUCUCGGGGGACUGGCCGGAGGAUUCAUUACGUGAUCAGCAAAGGAGGCAGCGAGGCACUGCUGCAGGCUCUUGCCGCUGCUGCCCAGAUCGAGCCUCCUGACCACAGCACCCUCCUGCCCCUGCUUCGCCUGCUGGCCAGGGUUGGCCAACAAGAUAGGAAGUUUGGGCUGAAAGUGCAGAAGUUAGAAGCAACUGACACAAUACUGAGCUUGACAAGAAGAAACCUGGGCCACCACCUGCACCUCACCCACUGCCUCUGGGUCCUGCGGGUUUGUGCUUCUAACGUUACCACAGGAACUACACUUGGCAUCAAUGGAGCCAUGGAGCUGAUUUUCAAAGUCAUCACCCCCUACAGCAAGAGAUACGUCAGGACAGUCAGGGCAGCCAUUGAGGCUCUGGCAGCUUUGCUGAAAUCAAAGUCUAACAGCCGACGGGCAGUGAACAGAGGCUACCUGGGUGGAUUGCUGAGGCUCUAUCAAGACUGGCAUCACAACGAUGUCUCCAACAACUACAUUUAUAUUCGUAGGGGUCUCCUGCUCUGCCUAAAGCACAUCACCAACAUCCAGCUGGGCAGGGAGACUUUCCUUGGUUCCCGGGGUAUGGAGAUUCUCUUCACAAGUGUAGAGGACUGUUUAUCUUGCAGAAAUCUGGAUCCUAUCAUAACCACUGUGACUCAGAUUCUGAGGAAGUGUCACCCGAAGGAGCCUCUACCUGUUGCGACAGUAAGAAGUUCCUAUUCCUUCCCUCUUCCUGGGAACGCCAAGGUUGAACGUCCAUGUGAGGGAUCUGAAGGUGACUAUGAAAGUGAUGGAGAGGAAGAGCCUGAAAAAGACCUAGAUAAUGAGGAGAGUAAGGAGGAAGAUUAUGAUUUGGAGACAGAUGUGAACAAAUUAAGGUCAAGGCCAGUGCUUGACUGGCCAGAGGAAGAGCUUGGACAAUAUGAAGCAAUGUGUCCGGAACUUUCCCAUAAUUUUCAGGAGCUUGAAUCAGAAUCUGAGGAAGAGAAGAGCUUGGAGGACAGGACUGAGAGUUUUCCCUCUACUCCCUCUCAUUUCAUUCCAAGUGCUACUUCUGUGAAACAUCCAAACUACAGAUGGAGAAACCAAAGUGUCACAGAGAUGGGACCAGAGCCAGGGGAAAAGGAUUUCAAAGUGCCACUGCAGAGCUGGACAAAGAAGGAGAAAAGCAGAUGGGAUCCAACUGAUGAAAAGAGAGACAUUGCAGAAACAUCCCAAGAUGCAGACUCCUGUGAAGAGGAAGAUCCAGCCAGGAGUCACGCGCUUACUUUGCAUCCUCUCCCAAUAGAGGCUGCUUGGUACAAAAAAAUAUUUUACCCUGAACGUGAGGCCUCGAUCAAUCCUAGUCCUGGAGGGAGGCUGGAGAGCUCAGACAUGGUGAUAAAUCUUCUGGAGAAACACCAAGGGGAUAUCCCAUUCCACAGCCCUCGCUUCUACGUAGCUAGGGCCAAAUGUGUUAAGUCCAUAUCAGACUACAAAGACUUGGCUUUCCCUGAUUUCUGGGGACACCAGCCACCUCUUUCCAGCAAGCCCUUGUUGGAGCGCAAGGAUGGGGUUCAAAGGGAGAAAGUACUAGAUGACGUUCGCCGCUUAAUCCAGCCUGGUGAUGUGUUAAGCAGAACUGUUUUUGAUUUAGAUGAGCCCAGUCACUCAAGCCCAGGCGCCCCAGGCUGUCUGACAUUCUUCUCCAAGUUUGAAUCGGGAAACCUUCGCAAAGCCAUCCAAGUGCGUGAGUUUGAGUAUGACUUAAUUAUGAAUGCAGAUGUGAACAGCAACCAGCAUCACCAGUGGUUCUACUUUGAAGUCCGUGACAUGAAAUUAGAAGUUGCCUAUCGCUUCAACAUUAUCAACUGUGAGAAGUUCAAUAGCCAAUUUAAUUAUGGCAUGCAGCUGGUCAUGUAUUCAGUGAAGGAAGCUCUCCAGGGCAGGCCUUGCUGGCUUCGGGCAGGCUAUGAUAUCUGCUACUACAAAAACCACUACCGCUGCAGUGCAGCUGCAGGAGGCACGAGAGGAAAAUGCUACUACACACUCACCUUCAGCAUCAAGUUCCCUCACAAAGAUGAUGUCUGCUAUCUGGCCUACCAUUACCCCUACACUUAUUCCACAAUGAUGUCCCAUCUUGAUAUUCUGGAACAAAACAGGAACCCCAAGAAGGUUUACUGGAGGCAGCAGACACUCUGCCAGACGCUAGGAGGAAAUCUUUGCCCGUUGCUCACGAUCACUGCCAUGCCAGAAUCUAAAAAAAGAGACGACUUGGAGCAAUUCUGCAGUCGUCCUUAUGUAUUUCUAAUGGCCCGUGUUCACCCCGGUGAAAGCAAUGCCAGUUGGGUAAUGAAGGGGACCCUGGAGUUCCUUGUGAGCAGUGAUCCCAUUGCUGAUCUCCUGCGGAAAUGUUUCAUUUUCAAGAUUAUCCCCAUGCUUAACCCUGAUGGAGUCAUCAAUGGCAACCACCGUUGUUCGUUGAGUGGGGAUGAUCUGAACAGACAGUGGUUGACACCCAAUUCCCAGCUCCAUCCAACUAUUUACCACGCCAAAGGUCUUCUCUAUUACCUGCACAGCACUGGCCGGGCUCCUCUGGUAUUCUGUGACUACCACGGACACUCCCAGAAAAAGAACGUGUUUCUUUAUGGCUGCAGCAUCAAGGAAACCUUGUGGCAAGCAGGCUGCACAGUUGACACAACAGUUAUCACAGAAGAUGUUGGCUACAGGUUCCUGCCUAAAAUCCUGGAUAAAGUGGCCCCUGCGUUUGUCAUGAACAGCUGCAGCUUCCUGGUGGAGAAGUCCCGGGAGUCAACAGCCCGGGUGGUGGUAUGGAGGGAAAUGGGUGUGUUGAGAAGCUACACUAUGGAGAGCACGUACUGCGGCUGCAGCCACGGACUCUACAAA